Naegleria gruberi is the source of this 1332-nucleotide messenger RNA. Its product is annotated as polyunsaturated fatty acid delta-5-desaturase. Gene Ontology annotation, cellular component: membrane. Gene Ontology annotation, molecular function: oxidoreductase activity, acting on paired donors, with oxidation of a pair of donors resulting in the reduction of molecular oxygen to two molecules of water. Lineage: Eukaryota; Heterolobosea; Eutetramitea; Acrasida; Naegleriidae. The transcript has 2 exons. Gene Ontology annotation, biological process: lipid metabolic process. The record is from RefSeq and is a predicted model, not a curated record. The coding region runs from base 1 to 1332 and encodes 443 amino acids.
AUGAGCGUAAAGACUUUUUCUUGGGAAGAAAUUGAAAAGCACAACCAUGAAGGAAGUGCUUGGUUAGUCAUUCACGGAAAGGUUUAUGAUGUAACCAAGUUUAUUCCUCAACAUCCUGGUGGUGAUAUGAUCUUGUUGGGUGCCGGUAGACACUCUACAGAACUCUUCAUCAGUCACCAUCCAACCAAGACCAUCACCAAUACUAAAUUCUUGGAAAAGUUUUACAUUGGAGAUCAUAUUUUCGCUCCUGAUAGUCAAACCACGUUCUAUGAUGAAUGUAGAGCUGAAGUCGAAAAAUACUUUAAAGAAAAUAAUUUAACUCCACGUGAUGUACCUGCAAUGUACUUGAAGACCAUUCUCUCCCUCUCUGUUUGGUUCAUUUUGUACUUGGCUACCUUUUAUUAUUUUAAUUCCAUAAUCCUUUCUUUGCUUGUUGCUAUUGUGUGGGGUUGGUCUAAUGCCAAUAUUGGUAUGGGUAUGAUGCACGACGCUAAUCAUGGAGGUUAUUCUGAUAAUCCAACUAUUAACAGAAUUGUCGGAUUGUGUUUCGAUAUUUUGGGUGGUUCUUCUUUUACUUGGAAGAUGAUUCACUCUGUUGGACACCACGUUAAUACCAAUGUCGAAGAACGUGAUCCUGAUAUUCACACCAAUGAACCUCAUUUUAGAAAGAUUAAGGAAGGUCAAAAACAACACUGGUGGUAUUCAUAUCAACAUAUUUAUUUGCCAUUCCUCUAUUGCACUUUACUUUUUGAAUUGGCUUUCCGUGACUUUGCUGCCAUGAUGAUUGGUGCUUGGGGCGGUGUUAAAUUCCAACCUGCUCCAAAGAAUGAAUAUCUUCUCUUUGUUUCUUCCAAGAUGUGUUGGUUGACUUAUUCAUUGGCUUUCCCAUUAAUGUUCUCUCAUCAUUCUACUGCUACUGUCUUUAUGUUGUGGACCAUUGCUUAUAUGGUUGCUUCAUUCAUUUUGGUUUUGAUGUUCCAAGUCAAUCACGUCACACCACUUACUGAUACUUAUCAUGUUGAAAAUGAUGGUAUGGUUCAUGCUGACUGGGGUGUAACUCAAGUCAGUGGUUCUAGUAACUUUGCUUGUCGUUCUUGGUUGUGGAAUCACAUUAGUGGUGGUUUGUGUCAUCAAACCGAACACCAUCUUUUCCCAACUAUUUGUCACAUUCACUACCCUCAAAUUCAACCAAUUGUUGAAAAGUGUGCCAAAAAGUAUAACAUUAGAUAUAACGCUUAUCCAUCUUUCUGGGACGCUGUUGUUGGUCACUUUACCUUAUUGAAGGAAAUGGGUGCACAAGGAAAGAAAGUUACCGGAUGGAAAGAUUUGUAA